GAAAGCGGCAACUGAAGGAAGCGUGCACGCUGACUGCAGAGCCGCGCAAACAUGAAAUGCGCAUCCGCGUAUUCAUCUCGUGCAAAGGGGUGUGUUGGGCUGGAGGGGACCUUCUACAUUUGCAUCGGCGGAGAUUCCGAGAGCGGAAGCACACGAAGAGACAGGAAAAGUUUCUGAUGUGUCAGAUCAGUAAGGAUUUUUGUUUCACACCUUUUACGUUUUGGACUGUAUAUUUAAGCUCACGGUCAUCGGAUUUCACAUAUGAUUCCGCUGAAUGGGAGUGAUCGACACAAAGACCCAGACAGAUCAGCGGAGCUCCUCUUCGCCUCACUACUACACGAAGGGGAAAGUAAAAGUCUUCGGGCAUCGGCUGUGCGGUGGGAACCCAGGGUCAGCUCUGAUUACCAUGCGGUGCUUCCCCCACUGUGAGAUGUUGGGGGUAAAAUUAUUUGGAUUGCUUUGGAAUUCUGGAUAAGAAUCUGUGAACUCUGCACAGACCGGGAAGCCUAUCAGGUCGUACAUGAGAGAAGGGGGCUGAGUACUCAGUCACGGAUUGCCUCCUGACCGGACAUCGUUUGACUGCUCACAGACGCUAAGGGAGUGGACGAUUUCUUUAUAUACCUUUUGGCUUUUGGCGUUUGGGCUUCUUUGGACUGGAUAUGGUGUUCUCGGUGUUGCACAGUGAUGUGCGACUGGCACAGUUUGAAGGAAAUUGGAGCUGAAUGACAGGAUGCCGGUGACCUAAAUCCGCUCUCAGAUUAAUUCCAGCUUCUUUUAAAGAGACACUUUUCUUCUAUUUUCACCGUCAAGACGACGCAAAAAAACUAAUUGCUGGACACUUUUACGAGGAGGUGAUUUCCGAAAGUUUUUAUAUGCGUAAUUGUAUUUUUGGGGGGAUAAACCAAGAAUGAAUUUUGGAUUAGGUCUUGUCCUGUAUAUGGAAAUACUCUUGAUGGUCAAGUCUUUUAAAAACGAUAAAUGUGGAGGCAACAUCAGAAUUUCAACCGCUAACUACCUCACAUCGCCCGGAUACCCCAUAUCUUAUCCCCCUUCUCAGAGAUGCGUGUGGGUGAUAUCUGCGCCUGGUUCUCACCAACGGAUUCUCAUCAACUUCAACCCACACUUUGAUCUGGAGGACCGAGAAUGCAAAUAUGAUUAUGUAGAGGUACGAGAUGGUGUCGAUGAGAAUGGUCAGCUGGUGGGAAAGUACUGCGGGAAGAUUGCCCCCUCUCCAGUUGUCUCCUCUGGAUACCAGCUCUUUAUUAAAUUUGUGUCUGAUUAUGAGACUCAUGGAGCAGGUUUCUCAAUUCGAUAUGAGACUUUCAAGACAGGUCCUGAAUGCUCCAGGAACUUCACCUCUAACAGUGGUGUCAUUAAAUCACCUGGUUUUCCAGAGAAGUACCCAAACAACCUGGACUGCACUUUCAUGAUCUUUGCCCCAAAGAUGUCUGAGAUCAUUUUGGAAUUUGAGAGCUUUGAGCUGGAACCUGACCCUACACCACCUGCUGGUGUAUUCUGCCGCUAUGACAGGAUUGAAAUUUGGGAUGGUUUUCCAGGAGUUGGUCCAUACAUUGGGAGGUACUGUGGACAGAAGACUCCAGGCAGAAUCAUCUCUUACACAGGCAUCCUAGCACUGACAAUUAACACUGACAGCGCCAUUGCUAAGGAAGGCUUUUCUGCCAACUUCACAGUCAUUGAAAGGACUGUUUCAAAGGACUUUGACUGUAGUGACCCUUUGGGAAUGGAAUCAGGAGAGAUACCAUCAGACCAAAUUAUUGCUUCAACCCAGUACAACCCCAGCUGGUCUCCAGAGCGCUCCAGACUAAACUACAAUGAAAAUGCAUGGACACCAGCAGAGGACUCGAACAAAGAAUGGAUCCAGGUGGAUCUUGGUUUUUUGCGGGUUGUAUCAGCCCUUGGUAUCCAAGGGGCUAUCUCCCAAGAAACUAAAAGAAUUUACUUUGUUAAGUCCUACAAAGUGGAUGUCAGCUCUAAUGGAGAGGACUGGAUCACUGUGAAGGAAGGUUCUAAACAAAAGGUUUUUCAAGGCAACACCAACCCUUCCAAUGUUGCCAAGGCAAUACUGCCCAAACCCACACUGGCACGCUUUGUCCGGGUUCGACCUCUUACCUGGGAAACAGGCAUUGCACUACGCUUCGAGGUUUACGGCUGUAAGAUAUCAGAGUACCAAUGCUCAGGCAUGCUGGGCAUGAUAUCAGGUCUGAUCACUGACAGCCAAAUUACUGCAUCGUCCCAUACAGACAGGAGCUGGGUACCAGAGAACGUUCGCCUGCUUACCAGUAAAACAGGGUGGAUCCUGCUGCCCCAGCCACAGCCCUUCACCAAUGAAUGGCUGCAGGUAGAUCUUGGGGAGGAGAAGCUUGUUCGGGGGCUGAUCAUCCAGGGAGGGAAGCAUCGUGAGAAUAAAGUCUUUAUGAAGAAGUUCCGCCUUGGCUAUAGCAAAAAUGGCUCUGAUUGGAGGAUGGUGUUGGACAACAAUAGACAUAAGCCAAAGAUAUUUGAAGGGAACAGCAACUAUGAUACACCUGAACUGAGGACAGUGGAGCCCCUUAUCACACGGUUCAUCAAAAUCUUCCCAGAGAGGGCAAGUCCUGCUGGCAUUGGUUUGCGUUUUGAGCUCCUGGGCUGCGACGCUAAAGCUCCCUCAUUACCAUCCACGGCAGAAGCCCCAAGGACUACUCCAUUGAAUGAACGUAAUGAUGACGAAGCAAGUUACCACAGUGGCACAGGUGGUUCAACAAUGCCAGAUACUACAACUACUGAAACAGAUAGCAUCACAGCUUUUCUGUGGUUUGCCUGUGACUUUGGAUGGGCCAAUGGGCCAUCCUUCUGCAGCUGGUCGUGUGAGGACACUGGCUCUAAAUGGCAGAUUCAGUCCAGUGGUACCCCCACCCUCAACACUGGACCCAACAUGGAUCACAGAGGGGGAUCGGGGAACUUUAUCUAUACCUUAGCAACAGGUUCCCAAGAGACAGAGGUGGCUCGUCUUGUCAGCCCAGUAGUCAACUCUCCAAAUACAGACUUGUGUAUAUCCUUUUGGUACCACAUGUUUGGAUCGCAUAUUGGCACACUGCAUAUCAAGCAGCGCAAACAGACAGUGAAUGGAGCAGCUGAUAUUCUGCUUUGGAUGGUUAGUGGUCAUCAAGGCAACCGUUGGAGAGAGGGCCGUGUCCUUGUGCCACGUACCAACAAACCCUAUCAGGUUGUGAUCGAAGGUCUCGUGGAGAAAAAAAGCUGGGGAGACAUUGCUGUGGAUGACAUUAAGGUUAUGAAUGAGCUCAGCAUGACAGACUGUAAAGAUCCUGAUGUAACCACCGAGCCCCUGCUGCCAGAGGACCACUUCAAUGAAAUCUUUGAGGAGACAACUAAAUACCCAGACUUUGUGGAAACCAACCAGAUCAAUGGAGCAGGCAACAUGCUAAAGACUUUAGACCCAAUACUCAUUACUAUCAUUGCCAUGUCAGCCCUAGGGGUUUUUCUUGGUGCCAUUUGUGGUGUGGUCUUGUAUUGUGCCUGCUCACAUGGAGCAAUGUCAGACAGGAAUUUAUCAGCUUUGGAGAACUAUAAUUUUGAAUUAGUGGAUGGUGUAAAGCUAAAGAAGCACAAACUCAAUGUACAGAGCUUGUAUUCGGAGGCUUGACAUAGGACUCAUUGCACUGUUGUGGACAUUAUCCAUGGAUGAGCGCAAGUGAUUGCCAAUACCCUCAGUUACAGAACAGAAGAUUUAAAGCUGAUGUGUGCCUUUUUCAGGAGUUGCAGUAAAAAAAAAUGCCUGUAGGGGACACUGUGUACAAAAAAAUCUAUGUAUAAUCACUUUACAUAUUGUCAUUUUCUAUUUUUAUUUGCAUUACUUUUUACAAUCAGAUGCUGGUGUUGAGACCAAUGUAUUAACAAUAUUUAAAUUAUUUAUCUUAAUGAAAAAAAUGUCAUCAUUUAUGACAGCUGUUGUUUAUUUUCAAUGAAUAAAAGAGACGUAUUAAAAUUCUAAUUGAAUCAUAUCUGGCAAAUAAAAAUAUAUAUAUAUUUACUUUAUGUUGAGACAGGACAGGCUCUUGGCAUAGGCAGUAUGGUGGUCACCUAGAGAGGGGUAUAGCUGCUCUGUUAAAAAUGUUAUGUUUAAGCUUUAACAACUUCAGCAGACACACACAGCAAACACAUUUAUAUUAUUACAUUUGGACAUUCAUCUAGAUUCAUAAGCAACGAUUCCAUAGUUCUGAAAAAAUGUUAGCUUCAAUCAGUUUAACAAAACACACAUUGCAAGCUGUCAUAGUUUGCUUGAAUGUGCAUGUGCAACACUUAAAUCAGGCACACAAAACCACACUAUGAAUUGUCUCUCAAUGAAUUUACUAAUUAUGGAUCUAAUGCUAGUAGAAAUAUGGUAAAUUUCACAAAACAGACAGAAAAUCAGUCAAAUAUUAAUAAACUAGUAGAAAUGAAGGAAACCGAUCCAACAAAUAUUGUGGAAUUUUAUAAUUACAUUGUAAUUAAGCAAAAAAACUGAAAACAGCAAGAUUUAAUUGUUUAGUCCAGACACUUUGCGAACUAAACGUUUUUAAAGAAGUUAAAUUAAUUCAUAAGUAAAGUAUUUAGAUUCACAUUCUCAUUCUCUAUUUAUUCUUGGGGGCAACAAUUCAUUAUCUCACCUAGUGCCAAAAUUGCUUGAGUUGGCAACUGUGUUGAGGGAAAAAGUGCUGAUCAUCUAUAAUCCUAAAACACGUUCCUAUAAUUGCUACUCAAAGAUCAGGGUUCCAAUGUAUGGUUCUGUUAGUGCCUUUACUAUAUUUAUGUUUUUUUAUAUUGAUUUGUUUACUUGGCUUAAGUUACAGUGGUAUACCGAAACAGAUUAUCUGACAGAGCUUUGUUUUAUUUUUGUUGCCUAAUUGUCCAAAACCAUUGCACUGUAAAUACGUUUUAAUUUAUUUUAUUGUUUCUUUAAAGUAAGGUACUGUAAAAAAAAGGAAAGUGUUUCGCUUUUGUUGCUUUAUGCAUAUACCAUCUUCUGACAGCUUUUUGAAAGAUACAGGUAAAGAUACAAGUAAAACUUGUGUCAAUGUCAAUUCAACCCAUCUGCCAUUGAUACACCUGCACAAGAACCUGAAUAAAAAAUGAGGGAAAAGUAAACAACAACAAAAACUGGGGUAGUGCCAUUAAACAUGGCCAUGGUCUUAGCUUUUAGUCUUACUAAAGUUAAGACUUGGGUCACCUUCAAACUCACUGUGGAUCUGUCACUGAUGUUCUGUCUGAAUAAGGCAGCUUUGUUUCUGAUUCCCUCAUGACAGAAAUAAUUUAAUAGCAGAUUAAACAACUAAACAAUGGUGCUAUUUUUACCUUUGCCGGUGCACAUCACAUGUUUAAACCAGUUUGUAUUUUUCACAUGUUGAUUUGUAGCUUAGGACCUUUGCAGUCUAGUGUUUUUAUGUGUAGCUGCAGAUUCAGUGUGCAGAUGUUGUCAUCAGGAUUCUAUUUUAUUCUAUUCACCAAAGGAUGGGACAGAAACUCAGCGGUUUGUAUAUUACAACCAAACAAUCAAGAGUCUAAUACUGAGAAAUGUGAUGUUAUCAACGUCAACAUGUGCUUUUUAUUUCAUGCCGUAGUGAAUACUUCUCAGCAUGUUCAUUUUCAGAAACAAGCACUCCCAAUGCUAUACCUUCUGUGCUGUAACUCAAAUAGCGUUUUGCUAGAAACUAGAUGGAAAAUGGACACUGUAGCAGGGAAGGCUUGCUGAAAUGAUGCUGCACUGAAAAAAUAUUUAAAAGUAUUGUAUUAUAUUAUAGUUUUUAGUGUAUAGUGUUCAUUUUUAGAAGAAUAAAAUGAAAUAAAUUAAUUUCAUUUAUCUUUUUAAAUGUUCCAUUUUAGAUUGUGAUUUGCAUAUUAAUUUUUGUACAGACUUUUUUUACAAUAACAAGGAAAUUAGAUUUUUAUUUUCUAUACCGCUUCUGUAAUUUGCUGUUAUAGGGAAAAUUAAUAAAUGGUGAGGACUUAAAAUUAAAAUGACAGUAUUUGCCAGGUUCAAAUACAAGACAGUAGCUUUUUGUAAAAUGGGUUUUAUACUUUUGUUUUUACUAUUUUUUGUUCCAGACCUAUAAAGACAAAUUAAAAAAGUGUGAAUAUGAA
Messenger RNA from Betta splendens (Siamese fighting fish), 6135 nucleotides. RefSeq names its product neuropilin 1a (gene nrp1a). The transcript is spliced from 18 exons. Bases 908 to 3661 code for a protein of 917 amino acids. Gene Ontology annotation, cellular component: membrane. The record is from RefSeq and is a predicted model, not a curated record. Gene Ontology annotation, molecular function: vascular endothelial growth factor receptor activity; semaphorin receptor activity. Gene Ontology annotation, biological process: axon guidance; vascular endothelial growth factor signaling pathway; angiogenesis. Lineage: Eukaryota; Metazoa; Chordata; Actinopteri; Anabantiformes; Osphronemidae.